UCCAACGUCCAAACCUAAUCUACAAGGCCAGAAGUUUUCAUUCACCCAGCUUUCCCUUUCAUUAUCCCUAUAUCAAUAGCUAGCGGCAAGAGCGUGGACUAGAUGUGGUGAUUGAAAAUGGUAUAAAGCCACUCAACUCGUGUCCCGUGGCGCAAUGUCGACGGCUUCCAUUAACGGCGGGUGCCUCACCUCCCUCUCUCCUUCCCAAUCUUCUCUCCGGAGAGCCACAUUACGUCCCUCUAUAUUUGCUAGGCUCAACUCUUCUCCUCUUUCUUCUUCUGUCCCUACCCUUAUCAGAAACGAGCCUGUUUUUGCUGCCUCUGCUCCCAUCAUCAAUCCUACUUGGAGAAAAGAAAUGGGAAGGAACUCGUACGAGGAGGCAAUUGAAGCCCUCAAGAAACUCCUCAAUGAGAAGGGAGAACUUAAACCCGCUGCGGCCGCCAGAGUACAGCAGAUAACAGCUGAGUUACAAACUGCCUCAUCUGACGGCAAACCCUUCAAUCCAAUUGAGAGGAUGAAAGAAGGCUUCGUUCACUUCAAGAAAGAGAAAUAUGACAAGAAUCCUGCAUUGUACAGUGAACUUGCCAAAGGCCAAAGCCCCAAGUUUAUGGUGUUUGCAUGCUCGGACUCCCGGGUUUGCCCAUCACACGUGCUGGAUUUUCAACCUGGGGAAGCUUUUGUGGUCCGUAAUGUUGCUAAUAUGGUUCCACCAUAUGAUAAGGUCAAAUACUCAGGGAUUGGUUCUGCGGUUGAAUAUGCGGUUUUGCACCUCAAGGUGGAGAACAUUGUGGUGAUUGGCCACAGUGCUUGUGGUGGAAUCAAGGGGCUUAUGACUUUUCCAUUUGAUGGGAAAUAUUCUACUGACUUCAUAGAAGAAUGGGUCAGUAUUGGUUUGCCUGCCAAGUCGAAGGUGCUAGCAGAACAUGGAGGUACAGAUUUGCCACAACUAUGCACACAUUGUGAAAAGGAAGCAGUGAAUGUAUCCCUUGGAAAUUUGCUGACCUAUCCAUUUGUGAGAGAUGGAUUGGUGAAGAAGACUCUUGCAUUGAAGGGUGGCUACUAUGAUUUCAUUUCAGGAAGUUUUGAGCUAUGGGGGCUUGAGUUCGGACUCUCUCCCUCUCUAUCUGUAUGAACAUAACAACCAUUAUCUGUGUGACCGAAUCUUUAUCCUCUCACCAUUCUCUCUUUCCCACCAGAUCAUCAUGUACUAUGUAAUUAUUAUAUGCCUAAAUGAGCUAUAAUUUGUAAUAAAUAUUAUGUGGAGAUCACUAGCUGCGGCUGCUUUUUUCUCUUA
Molecule: messenger RNA, 1294 nt
Organism: Hevea brasiliensis (rubber tree)
Lineage: Eukaryota; Viridiplantae; Streptophyta; Magnoliopsida; Malpighiales; Euphorbiaceae
Product: carbonic anhydrase, chloroplastic
Exons: 9
Coding region: 155-1132 (325 amino acids)
Biological process (GO): carbon utilization
Molecular function (GO): zinc ion binding; carbonate dehydratase activity
Source: RefSeq, a predicted model, not a curated record